AUAAUAUGUUUAGACGCCCCAACCAAUGGUUGUCAUAUUUUUGCAAUAAUAUUUAUUUACUAUUAAAAUAUAAAAUUGAAUAAAACUUUUUUUUUCAAUUGGUAAAUAGAAUCUUGUUUGUAUGUUUAAAUUUGUAAUGUGAAAUAAAAUGACUGACCGAACAAUAGCAUCGCGUCCAAGUCUGGAGCAAGUGAUUGCAAUAAUUGACUUCAUGGAGAAUCAUCCAGCCUUGGGUCUUGGGCAGCUCAAGGGACUCGAAGGACGCAGUCAAAGCAAGAAACUAUGGUUCAAAUUAACCAGAAUUGUGAACACUAUGAAUGGACCAACUAGACCGAUGAAAUCUUGGGUUAAGUACUGGGCAGAUAAAAAGUCUACAGUACGAGCCAAAGUAAUUUCUAGUGGCGGUGAUCCAAACCACCUGACAUCUAACAUAGAAAAAAGGAUAUGGGAUCUAUUUCUGUCAAAGGAUGAUGGAAACAAAGCUCGAAGCUCAGUGAAAUUGGAGUCACAGUUCAUGGACGGAACCGAGUAUGAUGAUGAAGUGGAAGAUAAUAAUGACCAUGAUACAUCCCUGAGCUUUGAAGAGCCCGUCGAUUUUGAGGAGCGACAAAUGGUUGUUCUCGAGAAAUUGGUGAAAGUGAUGAGUUCACAAGCGGAAGCAUUAAACCAAGCGUCGCAAGCGGCGGUCGCUCACGCGCAAGCAAUGGAAAAACUCGCCGAAGCGUCUGACAUACAGGCGAGAGCAAUAGAUCGUCUAGCAAAUACAUUUACUACGAUGUCAGGUGUGACGCACGAGGUUAGAGACGCUAUAGUUGACAUUGACGCAUCCUUAAAGAGGUUAUACACAGCGCCCACUUAGCAUUUAUAAAUAGUGAUAAUUAAAAGGAAAUGUAUAUUACGGUGCAUUUACGGAUCCCAAUUUUUUUAUGUCACAAAUGACAUUCAGAUUUAGCGUCACUUUGGACUUGAUAUCAUGCUGACGAGAUUUGUGACGAAGUUAGCAUGGAUUUGUAAAUACAAAAUAGAAAGUGUACCUAUGUAUAAGUGGAAAUUUCAUUUGUUUGUUUUAGAAACUUGAAGUGGCCAUUUUUAGAGGCAAACAUGUGUCUCAAGAAGGAUUUCAAUUUAUAGACUUUGUAAUAAAAGAGAUUUUUUAUUUAGAAUAAGUUGUAUUGAAUAAAGUUUU
Messenger RNA from Danaus plexippus (monarch butterfly), 1186 nucleotides. RefSeq lists its product as uncharacterized. The coding region runs from base 149 to 859 and encodes 236 amino acids. The transcript is spliced from 6 exons. The record is from RefSeq and is a predicted model, not a curated record. NCBI's taxonomy places the organism in Eukaryota, Metazoa, Arthropoda, Insecta, Lepidoptera, Nymphalidae.